Planococcus citri (citrus mealybug) is the source of this 1895-nucleotide messenger RNA. RefSeq names its product carbonic anhydrase 2-like. The record is from RefSeq and is a predicted model, not a curated record. NCBI's taxonomy places the organism in Eukaryota, Metazoa, Arthropoda, Insecta, Hemiptera, Pseudococcidae. The transcript has 6 exons. The coding region runs from base 63 to 929 and encodes 288 amino acids.
AUUUGUUCGUGCCUUAAAUGAAACAUACCUACCUUACUGAGUAGUGAGCAGUUACCUCGAAAAUGCGUUUUGAUUUGUUUUGCUCUUGGUGCAUAUUCUUCGCAGUCGCUCUUUCUGUAGACAAUGUGAAAUCUCAAAUAGGCCCUAAUGUGACCUUUGAUGGACCUUUUCUCAAUUUACGAUACGAACCUGUUACGGUCGACGUGGUCACAAAAGAUACUAAAAAAUGUCCCCCGUCGACUCCAAUAACUUUCGAAGGAUAUUACGGUGCUCCGACUUUUUUAAUUAAUACUGGAGUGUCAAUUCAAACCAAUGACCAAAGAAGAACUGCUGCAAAGUCUUACGGUGGUCCUCUCAAAGGAGUAUACAAUUACCUUAGUUUCCAAUAUUACUGGGCAAGUAAUACUUCAGCUGGAGUGACUGGAACUACAAUUGAUAAGAAAAGUUUUCCUUACGUAGUCAGAGAUUUUUAUAUAAACAGCAAGUACACAAAUUUCACUGAAGCUAUAAAGCAUGAAGAUGGUUUCGUCGACUAUGUUUUCCUUUUUACAAUUUGCUCAAGGUUUAACAAAGCAUUUGAAAAAGUGAGCCAAGCAAUUCGAAAAAUCCCCAAAGCUGGAUCAUUUACAUAUGUUCCAUUCGGCGUACAUAUUGAUGGGAUACAUUUCUUGAGCCCGAAAACGGAUUACUACACGUACACAGGAAACUUCUUCGAUAAAUACACGGGCAAAAAUUACCCAUGUUUAACUGUUGUAAUUUUUAAACCCAAUUCCGGAUUUUGUAUCACUCAAGAGCAGUUCGAUCAAACAUUUAAUAUACAGACUAAUUUCUUUGGAAAGCCAUUCGCUAACUCGUUGACUCACGAUUCGUCGAAGAUGCGACCUGCCUUAUGCAGAGCUGGUGUCACUCAGACAUUACUUCCGAUCUAAGUGUGUGGUAUUUACUUCGGCAUCUAUCGUGUUAAUCUACGUAAUAGUAGAUUAUGCAACUAGGGAGAUAAUGUGAUUUUCAACAAAUUUUGAGGUUUAUUUCCCGAGCGAAGCGAGGGAAGUAACUCAAAAUGGUCGAAGAUCACAUUAUUUCCCUUGUUCCAUAAUAUAUUUUACGUUUUUAAGGGAGAAAAUCGCUAGUUUGUCCACCAAGCGAUUAGCGAGCGGGAGAUAAUGUAGCGGAUUAUCUCCCUAGAAACGUAAAAAAAUAUACUUGGGUAUGCAAAGGUGAACUACUGCAUUUUUUUUCAUUUUUUGAGAAGACAAAAAGAGAGAAGAGAUUGCAGGGGAUGAGAAGUCGGAGAUGGGGGGAUGUGAAAUUGAAAUUUUCUCUACAUACAAAACUGAUGUAUCUACUUGCUUACAAAUUGAAAAAAAUUCCUGGCAAUUUCAAGUUAUUCAAUUUUGUUUUUUUUUUGUGGGAGGAUUUUCAUGUCAUACGAAAAUGUGAAUAAUAGGUCAUGAAAAAGGUCAUGAUUUUUCGUCUGGACGUUUUGUUGGACACCCUGUAGGAGUUGGAUACGGCGAAAAUUCGCGAUUCUUCAUUUUUUUUUCAAGACAUAAAUAUGCAUUUUGAAAAAUAACCAAUUUUGGGAAAAAAUCAGAAUCGUAAAAAAAAUUACGCGAAUACCUGUAGGAUAAACGAGACUGUAUGUAUUUAUAAUAGAUAGAAAAAGGCAAAUGAAUACUUUAAUUCAGAUUUUUUUCAAAACCUGAUAAUUUUUUAACAACACAUUUCAGAACCAUCAACCAAUAUGGUGAAAGUAAAUGCAAAAACUAUUUUGCAAUCAGCGAUUAGCUAUAAUGACUUGUUUUAUAUGUGGAUAAAAAUGAAUUAGGAAAAAAUAACUCUUGCUUCUCAGUUUUUACUAUUUAUUAGUGCAAAGCUUUUCAAACACCAAGUGU